Paramisgurnus dabryanus is the source of this 3470-nucleotide messenger RNA. RefSeq names its product extracellular matrix protein 2, female organ and adipocyte specific (gene ecm2). NCBI's taxonomy places the organism in Eukaryota, Metazoa, Chordata, Actinopteri, Cypriniformes, Cobitidae. Gene Ontology annotation, cellular component: extracellular matrix. The record is from RefSeq and is a predicted model, not a curated record. Gene Ontology annotation, biological process: positive regulation of cell-substrate adhesion; extracellular matrix organization. Gene Ontology annotation, molecular function: protein binding; collagen V binding; heparin binding.
UUCACAGAGAAGGUAAUGACAAGCCAGAUUCGGGUUCUUUUGUUGCAUACAGUGCCCUUCCUAGUAAUUAGGACACACAAAAUCACUCAGUUCUUUCUCCUGAGAGAGGCAGUAUCUCUUCAGGACCCUCAUUUGUCUGUAACUUUCAGACACUUAACCGGAGAGGUUUGCCUGAGCGAGCCCAGACUGAACGCUAGAGCAGCCUCUUGUCUGUUUUUGACAUUUAUCAGCUUGCUUGCGGAGCGGAGACGCACACACUUCUUGCGUCGCUGGCAAAUCCCACAGUGCUUGCGGAAAUAUUUGGCCUCACAAAACCGCCUGAAACCAGUGGUAUCAGCCAUGAGACUAAUUCUGAUCCUGGCGUUUUCACUAUUCGUUUGCCUGACCUUCAGCCUUGCGACAGAUCAGGGACGACCCCAUGCACAAGGUAGAAAACGAGGUGUUGGACCAAAAAGAGCGAGGAAACAGACUUCUUCUCAACAUGCUGGAACGCCGGAAAGGAACGUACAGGUUGGAUCCAUAAACAUUAAGUCUUACAAAAACACAAAGGAGCCACAGCUAACUUACGAUGUGAUGCCAGGAAAGUCAGAGCAUUGUGUUUUUAGGGGCAUCACAAUGUUCGAUAAAACCGUGUGGUCGCCUAAACCCUGUGUGACUUGCCUGUGCUCCAGUGGAGAGGUCGUCUGUGACCAAAUAAAGUGUCCUGCCCUGCAGUGCCAACUUAAAUUUCAACCAAUGGGAGAGUGCUGUCCAAUUUGCAUACAACCAGUUGUAGACGUUCCCGAGUUUUCCGGUGACUCUCCCAUUCCUGAUAACAGAAUUUUACGAACCAAGCCAAACAGGAAAGAAAGCCAGGAGAAGGAGCGUAUUCGCAAAAAAGAUGCUGAGCGCAAGCGAAGGAAGAAGGAGAAAAAAGAGGAAGCCGAGAGACGUAAGAAGUUAAAGGAGGAGAAGGCUGCCAGAGAUAAAGAAGAGGCGCAACGAAGACUGCGAGAAGAAGCGGAGGAAAAAGCAGCAGCUGAGGAGCGGAAGAGAAGGAUGGAGGAACAGCGGAGGAGUGAAGAGGAGAGAGCUCGUAAGAUGGAGAUGGAGCAGAGGGAGAUGAUGCGCGCACUGGAGGAAGCAGCCGAACGUACCCAAGAAGGGCUUAGAGGAGAUGAAGCUGCUGAGGAAGAGGAAGUCGUCUGGUUAAGGGGGGAUGUCUUCCAAAUGCCAUCAGCGCAGCCCACAGCAGCAUCAGGCCCACUUCCUUUCCCACCCCUCCAGGAACCAACUGAACCAGGGGAGGAGGAACCUGAAGCAGAUGAGGAAUUUGAACGGGCCGAGGAGGUACCCGUGAGGGUUACCACCUUGCUACCUCCGGGUUGUACGAUCUCUGAUGUCAUCAUCACUUGCGAGAAUGCUAAAUUGACAGGCAUACCGCCACUGUCUAUCCCCGAACUCAAAUCACUCAAUCUGCAGGGCAAUGAAAUCAAAACCAUUCCUGCUGGAGCGUUCAAUGGCAUUCCCAACCUAGAGUGGAUCGACUUGGGGAAAAACAAGAUCUCAUCAUCUGGAAUCGACCCACAAACAUUUAAAGGUCUUAAAUUCCUGACUCGCUUGUACAUGGAUGGAAACCUACUGGAACAGAUUCCCAACGAGCUACCGCCAACACUCCAGGAGCUGAAGAUAAACGAGAACAAUCUAAAGGAAAUCGAAGAAAACAGCUUUGAAGGUCUUAGUAGUCUGGUUACGUUGGAAAUGGAAGGAAACUUGCUCAGCGAAGGAAAUGUGAAUCCGCUUGCCUUUAGGCCUCUUAAAGAGCUGAGUUACCUACGACUGAGCCGUAACCAUUUCCGUACCAUUCCUCAGGGCUUACCUGCAUCUCUACAGGAGCUGUACAUGGAAAACAACCUCAUUGAAGAAAUCUCUGAAACAGUGUUUAACAACAGCAUGAACAUCAACGUUGUUGUGCUACGACACAAUAAACUAGACGAGUCAAGGAUCGCACCAUUAGCCUGGAUCAAUCACAGGAAUCUGGAAUCUAUAGAUCUCUCCCACAACAACUUCUAUCUGGUUCCAUCUUUCUUGCCCAAGUCAUUGGUUCAUCUGGUGCUGGUUGGAAAUCAGAUUGAACGCAUUCCAGGAUACGUGUUUGCACACAUGGAGCCCGGCCUGGAGUACCUCUACCUCUCCUACAACAAACUGGAUGGUGAAGCCAUUGAACCUGAGUCAUUCUUUGGGUCUUUUAACACUAUGACCGAGCUUUGUCUAGACCAUAAUCAGCUCACGGCUAUUCCUGUCGGAAUAAAUGAGAUGACAACGCUACACUUCUUACGACUCGACAGCAACAAAAUAAGGCAUAUUUCAGAAGAUGCAAUCUGCGACCCAUUGAACGAAGAAGAUUCCCAUCUAGUCGCCCUUCGACUUGAGAACAACUUCCUUGACCAGCGGAAAAUUCCACCUACUGCUUUCUCCUGCGUCCGGUCUUAUUCCAGUGUGGUUUUGAAGCCUCAGAAGAUUAAGUAGUGACUAACUAGUGCUGAUUAUAUAAAGCAUCAAAGGCUGACAACGAAACACUAAUUCGAUUCUGGUCAAAUGUGCAGCUAUCAACACAAAUUGAACUGAUUUACACCCACCUAAAGGAUUAUUAGGAACACCAUACUAAUACUGUGUUUGACCCCCUUUUGCCUUCAGAACUGCCUUGAUUCUACGUGGCAUUGACUCAACAAGGUGCUGAAAGCAUUCUUUAGAAAUGUUGGCCAAUAUUGAUAGGAUAGCAUCUUGCAGUUGAUGGAGAUUUGUGGGAUGCAUAUCCAGGGCACGAAGCUCCCAUUCCACCACAUCCCAAAGAUGCUCUAUUGGGUUGAGAUCUGGUGACUGUGGGGGCCAUUUUAGUACAGUGGACUCAUUGUCAUGUUCAAGAAACCAAUUUGAAAUGAUUCGAGCUUUGUGACAUAGUGCAUUAUCCUGCUGGAAGUAGCCAUCAGAGGAUGUGUACAUGGUGGUCAUAAAGAGAUGGACAUGGUCAGAAACAAUGCUCAGGUAGGCUGUGGCAUUUAAACGAUGCCCAAUUGGCACUAAGGGGCCUAAAGUGUGCCAAGAAAACAUCCCCCACACCAUUGCAUUUAUGAGAAAUUGAACAGGUGUUCCUAAUAAUCCUUUAGGUGAGUGUACAUCCAAAAGAGAAUAUUCUUGCUUUGAAUCCGGCAUCUUAUAUUAGAUUUUAUUUACAUCCAGCCUGUUUAUUAGCUUUUGUGAGCGUACAUGUUUAAGAUAUGAUAAGGCAAGAUCACCGCUCAGGGGAUCGUAGCAGUUCGGUCGAUGUUAACACAUGUCUGAACACGAUUUUGUUGGUGUCUUAAGGGGAUGCAUGGAUAUCAAGUGUAUAAUAUUUCGAGAGAAAAGUAACAGACUUUAACUUUGUAAUCUUUAUCAAGAUGUAUCUUAUUCGUUUUAUAACAGUAUUAAAUUUGAUAUGUCUGUCUGUA